CAUCACCACAUCUUCUCCACCCUCUUCUUUUAAAAACCCCUCAUUCUCUUCUCUUUCUCUCCUCAUAUCAAAACUCACCAUGAAUAUUUCUAAUUAGCCUGGCAACUUCUUCCACACCCUUCUUUUUCUUUCUUUCUUCACUUCAUCCAUUAUUUUAAAGUGUGCCACACAAACACAUGUCAUGGGAGCCUUUUCCCAUUUUGAACAAGUCUCGAAAUGCAACACUGAAGGAAGAACAAACCAAACGGUAGCCUCAGACUUAGAUGGCACGCUACUUGUGUCGCGAAGCGCUUUUCCGUACUACAUGCUGGUGGCUAUCGAAGCCGGGAGCCUCUUAAGAGCUUUGAUACUCUUAAUAUCUGUUCCAUUUGUGUACUUUACAUACAUAUUCAUAUCGGAGACCGUCGCUAUCAAAACCCUGAUCUUCGUCACCUUUGCAGGUCUGAAGAUCAGGGACGUUGAAAUGGUGGCGCGGUCCGUACUCCCAAAAUUCUACUCCGAGGAUGUUCAUCCAGUGACGUGGAAAGUUUUUAAUUCAUUUGGCAAGCGGUACAUUGUAACCGCUAGCCCUAGAUUAAUGGUGGAGCCUUUUGUUAAGACGUUAUUGGGGGCUGAUAAGGUUCUUGGAACUGAACUUGAAGCUACAAAAUCAGGAAGGUUGACUGGGUUUGUUAAGGAACCUGGUGUUCUUGUUGGUGAGCACAAGAAAACUGUUCUUGUUAAAGAAUUUCAGUCCAAUUUGCCAGAUUUGGGACUUGGAGACAGUGAAACUGACCAUGACUUCAUGUCAAUUUGCAAGGAAGGAUACAUGGUCCCAAGAACAAAAUGUGAGGCACUUGCAAGAAACAAGCUAAUAAGUCCGAUCAUCUUCCAUGAGGGUAGGUUUGUUCAAAGGCCAACUCCACUAGCUUCCCUCUUAACCUUCCUAUGGCUGCCAAUUGGCAUUAUCCUCUCAAUCCUAAGGGUCUACCUCAACAUCCCCCUACCUGAAAGAAUUGCAUGGUACAACUACAAGCUUCUUGGAAUAAGGGUAACCGUUAAAGGUACCCCUCCACCACCCCCAAAGAAAGGACAAAGCGGAGUCCUAUUUGUUUGUAACCACCGCACCGUUUUGGAUCCGGUGGUUACGGCCGUUGCGCUUGGACGCAAAAUUAGUUGCGUUACUUACAGUAUAAGUAAGUUCACCGAGAUCAUUUCGCCGAUUAAGGCCGUGGCGCUUUCCCGGGAACGAGAGAAAGACGCUGAGAAUAUUAAGAGAUUGCUUGAGGAAGGAGAUUUGGUGAUUUGCCCUGAAGGCACCACCUGCAGGGAGCCGUUUUUGCUGCGGUUCAGUGCGCUUUUCGCCGAAUUAACGGACAGGAUUGUUCCGGUUGCCAUUAACACUAAGCAGAGUGUGUUUUAUGGAACAACGGUUAGGGGUCACAAACUGUUAGACCCUUAUUUUGUGUUUAUGAACCCUAUGCCGACGUAUGAGAUCACUUUCUUGAACCAGCUUCCCAAGGAGCUUACUUGCAGCGGAGGAAAGUCGGCGAUUGAGGUUGCCAAUUACAUUCAGAGGGUUCUUGCUGGGACACUUGGAUUUGAGUGCACCAAUUUGACGAGGAAGGAUAAGUAUGCUAUGCUUGCUGGAACUGAUGGAAGAGUUGCAUCUUCUAAGAAGGAGAACAAAGCUUAAUUCCAAAAGAAGGAAAAAAAAAACAUGUUGGAAUUUCCUUUUUGAUUCUGUAUUAUUUGGUUACCAUUGUGUUUCCAAAUUAAAAUGUUCUUAGAAUUAUAAUAGUAAUAAAGAGAAAAAACAACUGAUUG
Molecule: messenger RNA, 1806 nt
Organism: Arachis stenosperma
Lineage: Eukaryota; Viridiplantae; Streptophyta; Magnoliopsida; Fabales; Fabaceae
Product: glycerol-3-phosphate 2-O-acyltransferase 6-like
Exons: 2
Coding region: 182-1675 (497 amino acids)
Biological process (GO): cutin biosynthetic process
Cellular component (GO): membrane
Molecular function (GO): glycerol-3-phosphate 2-O-acyltransferase activity; phosphatase activity
Source: RefSeq, a predicted model, not a curated record